GUAACCAUUUUAUUCCAACAUAUAGCAUCCCCACUCUGAUAAGAUCAGAUAAUGGGACACACUUUGUCAAUGAGGUAAUCAGCAAAGUCUCUGAAGCACUAGGAUUCAGCAUCAAAUAUCACUGUGCUUAUCAUCCUCAAAGUGCCGGCCUAGUAGAAAGGACAAACGGCACAAUAAAACAGAGGCUUAGAAAAUGCAUGGAAGAAACAGGAAGACCGUGGCCAGAGUGUAUAGGCCUAGUAAAAAUGUGGAUGAGAUUAACCCAAUGUUCGCAGAAACUGACACCAUUUGAAAUCGUACACAGUAGACCUUUUCCUCUGCCCAUCACCAGUGAACCAAUAGACAAAUCAGUUAGAGAAACAACCCUAGCAGAAUGGAUGACAAAACUGCUAGAGAACAAAGAAAUAGUUCUGAGCAACCAACUGCCGAAUGAUUCUUCUCCAGUCUCUUCCAGGUUGAAACCAGGCGACUGGAUCCUGAUCAAGGUACUCCAGAGGAAAAACUGGAGCUCUCCGAGGUGGGAGGGCCCUUAUCAGGUCCUGCUCACAACACCGACAGCGUGCAAAAUCGCUGAAAGACCUUCGUGGAUCCACCAGAGCCACGCCAAAAAAGUACAAGGGGACACAAGCCCAGACGCCAGUCCACCUAUCAUCUAGUGAUCUGUAAGUGGAGGAGAGGGCAGAUUGGGUAUACCCCGCCCUCUUGACUUCUCGCUUUCAGUCGACACACUAGGUGAUCUGGUGAACUUGGUCGACCUGAAGAAACCCCAUUGUAGCCCGAGCCCCGACCUAGCCCCACCUGCCCGGUAGAGUAAAGGAAGAUCAGUCCAACCUGCAAAACCAGAAGAGCAACCCAUCACUCAAAUGGAGAGGACCCAGUCCCCAACAGGACUCGACGACGAUGCUGGUCAGAGGAAUGCCAACUAAUGCAUAAUUAUGUACCCCAUAACAAAAUUGAAAUGGCAUUCUUUGUAAACCUACUACAAACUCUAGAAACAGUAAUAAAUACAAGUCUGCGUGCAUGUGCUCCAAAGGAACCAAUAAAGAGCUUAAUAACACUUCCGGUCACACCGCCCGAACUAGCCCAUAACAUGACCAUGGUCUGCCUAUGGAGACUUAGAGUCCCAGAAAAGCAGGGUGUAUCUUUUGUUUAUCCAAAUAAGACACGUCAUUUCAAUACUGACACAACACAUUGUAGUGAAAUAUGGUCCGUGGUUGGGUAUGGUAAUGAAUACUCAAACUGGCGUAACUGUAAAAAUGAAACCGUAUGUUCAAUAUUAGGUCCAAAGAUAUACAAGGGGUCUUCUAUUUACCUGCGCGCGCCGAACAACACGCGCAACGACAGCCGUUGGGGCAGAGCUAUAAAAAGUAUACUAGUGCCAAAACUGAUGAGACCAAUUCCUGGCCUAUUGUGGCUGUGCAAUGGCACCCUUAAGCAAAGGCUGCCUGCUAACUGGACAGGAAUCUGUGGCAUAGUAACCUUAGCCCAGGAAAUAUUAAUCCAAAUCCCAAAAACACAUACCCACGCUUCCCCGCGCUCAUGCCGGAGCCUAGUGGAAGACUCAGGCAAUAAGGCAUGGAUCGACGCAAUAGGAGUGCCCAGAGGAAUACCAAGAGAAUAUAAGGCCCAAAGUGAAGUGGCCGCAGGGUUUGCCUCUCUACUUCCAAUUAUCCAAGUAAACAAAAACGUAGCUUGGAUAAAUUAUGUUUAUUACAACCAACAACGCCACCUCAACCUGACCAACCAAGCAUUGAAACUUCUAGGAGAACAACUGUCUGCCACCUCACUCAUGACUGUCCAAAAUAGAAUGGCACUGGACAUGCUUUUAGCUGAACGUGGGGGUGUCUGUGCUAUGUUUGGAGAUAUGUGUUGUACAUUCAUCCCCAACAAUACAGCCCCAGGAGGCUCCUUUGAACAAACUAUGAAAAUGUUACAAGAUUUACAAGUUGAACUGAAGGAAAACGCAGGAACAUGGUCAGGACUAGACGAGGCUUUCCAGAACAUGUUUGGGGAUGGGCAGACACAAUCAAAGUAUUAGCAGCCAUUUUAUGCAGUAUUCUAGUGAUGUUGGCCAUUAUUGUUUGUUGUAUUGUACCAUGUUUCAAAGCUUUGAUUAAGAAAGUUGCUAAAGACACUGCAACCGGAAUCUUCCUGGCACAAGCUUAUAGUCCCAUAGCAACUGAAGAAGAAGAAGACUGUGUGUAAGAAUUUCUUGUACUUAACAUGACGUAGCAAUUGAAAAUGUGCAAACAAGUGAUUGUCUACUGAAGCCUAUGAAGUAUGAGUGAAAUAUAUUAAAAACAGGAGGGAAUGUUAUGAGAUUCUAUGUUUUUUAUGUGUUUUAUUCUUUGUUUUAUUAUCUUUUAAUAUUCAACCAUAUUGUAAAGUGUUUAUAUAUUUCACAGAAUUUGCUGUACUUCCCCAUUUCACAAGAUUCGAUGUAUUGCUCCAUUGUCAUGCAACCCGACAGUGAACUCUGCAAUACAAAUAGUUUAAGCAGGAAACAGAUGCGGGUCACCCAGACCACAAUAGAAAACGGAUGAGGCACCUAAACCACAACAGGAAAACAGAUGCGCGACUCCCUAACCACAAAAGAUUAAGUCAGCGCCACGUCUUUUAGAAAGAAGCAGACACACACACACAUAUACAACUGUUGGUUUAAAGGAAUUUGUAAAAGAGGAAAUGUGACGUAUUUGCAUACACGAUGUAAACUAUAAAUAAAGAGCCAUCGCCUGCACUCGGGGUGAGUCUCGUCAGAGUUCUCACCCGUGCACGUUAAUGUUAUUACA
This is a messenger RNA of Oreochromis aureus, 2789 nucleotides long. RefSeq lists its product as uncharacterized. The transcript has 2 exons. The record is from RefSeq and is a predicted model, not a curated record. Lineage: Eukaryota; Metazoa; Chordata; Actinopteri; Cichliformes; Cichlidae. The coding region runs from base 926 to 2038 and encodes 370 amino acids.